CCGGCUUAUGGCCUCCAUAGAUAGUUGCAGUAAAACGAAGGCUACUAAGUGCGAGGACCAUGGUAUCGACGCGAAGAAAUAAGUAUAACCAGGCCUCUCAGGGCGACGAACAAGAAGGUCAUGAACAUCCUCUCGUCGAGCGCCGCCGUCGGUGGUCUACGCUGCUCCGCACACACCACUAUCAGCCUGUAAUUGCCGAAGUUCUCGCUGGAGAACUUCUGAAAUACUCCAACUCCACCCUAACUCUACCCACAUCCCUCUCUUCAACUAUUCAGGAAUGCGUCCUCAUCCUCGCUUCGGCCCCCUUGAUCUUCGCGGCAGCGGUAGAUGGUACUCUAGCCGGUCGCUUCCUCACCGAUUCUGACCUGCGUCACGAGUACGCCGCGAUCCAAGAAAGAGCCCACAUUCAGCCGUCCAUUUACAUCCACCUUCUUGUGGACGAGCAAGGUGUAGCACCAACUGCUAACCAGUACUUAGCGAUCCGAGACGUAGUCCUGCGGUACAUAAGUGCCCACCCCCAGCGUCAGGAUACCGAACUCGCCUGGCUAAUCGACAAUGUCUCAUCGCCAGCUGUUGCGCGCUCAGCAAGCGCCUCCGGCCACCGUAAGUACCUCUGGACUAGGCACCGCUCUCCUCAACAUGAAGCUACGCUCCUCCGGUUCUGUCACGGUAUCCUCGAACGCUGGACACAAACACCGCAGUCACAGCGCGACGUCCCAUUCGCAUAUCCACCCGGUGAAUGUGGAUAUUCAAUCAACUCACACAUCCGGCUGGCCCAGCACCGCCACCGCCAGUCGUCCAACUACGUCAUGAACCUGACCGAGGAUAUCUGUUCAUACCUUCAUGCGUCGAAGCAAUUCACGCAGCUCUUUCGUAUGCACCAAUUCAUCAUAUACCUCAUCUUCCGGCCGCAGCAAGCUGCUAUCGCAGAGAUCUUCUGCUCAGGACUACUCCAGGUGUGGAUUGAGGACGGUGGUGGCUUCAAUGCGUAUCCCGCUGGACGUAGUGUGGCGAGUGCGACCAGGGUGAGCCAUGUGGAGUGGAAGACCCACGAGGAAUGGGCGUCGAAGCAUACCAGGCUCAUUGAAAACGUACGACUCCAGAGGGAGAGACUUGAAAAUGAUGUUCUGGAGCUGGAGAAGGAGAUGGAGGAGUUGUGGAGAGAGGCUUUGGAAGAUGAGGCUGGUGGAGAUGGAGAUGAUGUGAAGGAUUUGGAUUAUGUGCCUGAGGCAGGGGGCGAAGAGGACUGAAGCUGCUGGGACAUGCUAGCUCUUGCUUUGAGUCUUAGGCAUCAGCCAAUGUGUGCCUUCACAUGCGCUGCUGAACGUUCCUGCAUCCCUGAUGUAGUAUUCUCGCAAUGGUGAGCUUCUCGAAGCGUCGAUAAGGGAUCCGGGAGUACUUCGAGUAACAAAGUAGCGACUCUGAAUUAGAGGGGUAUCAAAGGUUACUUGAGAUGGCAGUGAAACUCUG
Molecule: messenger RNA, 1470 nt
Organism: Trematosphaeria pertusa
Lineage: Eukaryota; Fungi; Ascomycota; Dothideomycetes; Pleosporales; Trematosphaeriaceae
Exons: 1
Coding region: 60-1250 (396 amino acids)
Source: RefSeq, a predicted model, not a curated record